Molecule: messenger RNA, 1021 nt
Organism: Drosophila rhopaloa
Lineage: Eukaryota; Metazoa; Arthropoda; Insecta; Diptera; Drosophilidae
Gene: strat
Product: guanine nucleotide exchange factor MSS4 homolog
Exons: 2
Coding region: 71-439 (122 amino acids)
Biological process (GO): post-Golgi vesicle-mediated transport; small GTPase-mediated signal transduction
Cellular component (GO): cytosol; membrane
Molecular function (GO): zinc ion binding; guanyl-nucleotide exchange factor activity
Source: RefSeq, a predicted model, not a curated record
ACUUAUAUCGCUGCCUAACACUAAAGUUAAGGCAUUUCGCUUAGCACAAAUUAAAGAUAAAUCCAUAAAAAUGACAGAGGUGUCUGAUUUUAGCGAUCAAAUAGCUGGUGGAAAGAACAAGUCAAAUGUGCACUGCCAGUUCUGCAAUAGUUUGAUGCUCAAGGCCCAAGAGGGGACCUACAGCGAGGAGGAAGUGGAUGUGCCUCUGAUGAUGCAAAAGCAGGAUAGGACGGCGGACAGUCUGAACAGCGAGCCUCUGAAGGGCUUUUGGCUGGUCAAAGACAUGAUGAUGUUCGAGAAUAUCGGAUUCUCCAAUACGGUGGAUGGCAAGAAGUUCCUGGUUUGUGCGGACUGCGAACGAGGACCUGUGGGCUAUCAUGAUCUGAGCACCCGUCACUGCUUCCUGGCCCUCAAAAGAGUGGUCCACAAGGACUCCUAGCUGCCCUAUCCUUGAACCCUUAGUCUCGGUCUCUUGCAAUGCAUUUGAUUAUACUAGAAGUCAUGCCAAUAAUGUGUAGUUUUUCCUUUUCAAGGAAUUUCACCGAAUUCUACUUGAUUCAGGAGAUUUUUGUAAUGUUCCCUUAAGUUUUAGCACGUUCUUUAAGAGCAUCCUGUAACAUCUUCAAAUAUCCUUUCUUCUGCUAAAGAUUCAAACAAAUUCCAUAAUAAUCAGUAAAAAACAAUAGAGUAAAAUAAGCUUUUUUUGCCCAGAUUUUCUCACAUUUUUUCGAUUCUAUUUUGCGAGCAUCAUUCAAUUAGCAAUUAUACCAAAAACAACAGGCAUGAAAUAGUUAAUAUGGCCUAAAGUAAAUCCUUUGACUUGUUAAUAUAAGCAUACUAAUAAAGGCAUUAAGCAUAAAGGGUACUCAAAUGCUGUGAAACGUCGCCAAGAAAAAACAUUUCUUACUGUCAAUUUUAAGUUUUACUUCCUUUAAAGCUGAAUUUUAAAAUAAAUUCACCCACAUAUUAAAAACCAAGUUUAAACUACCUUCCGAAUAAAAAUUUGUUGUUAGAACCUUAA